AUGCCAUCAAGAGUGAAUCCAGCCAUCGCAAAGAUCAAGAGCAAGGAAUGGGAGAAGAAAGGAAAGCUCACUGCGGAAGAGAAGGAAAGAAGAAAGGAGCUUGAAAACAAGGAAUCUUCGCAAGUUGGUCCACUAGUGUUGGCCUUCCUUUUGUUUGUGGUUGUUGGAUCUGCUCUUGUACAAAUCUUCAACAAUGCUAGAUCCGGUUACAUUGAAUAA
Molecule: messenger RNA, 219 nt
Organism: Naegleria lovaniensis
Lineage: Eukaryota; Heterolobosea; Eutetramitea; Acrasida; Naegleriidae
Exons: 1
Coding region: 1-219 (72 amino acids)
Cellular component (GO): endoplasmic reticulum
Source: RefSeq, a predicted model, not a curated record